AAACUUUUUGUGAACCUUUGACCACUCCGACGACAACCAGCACACCCGACAAUCUUGUGCCCUCGACAACACCGACGCAAUGGCCGCCAACAAGAAAGGUACGACAUGAUAUGAGACAACAAAGAGGGAAGAGAAGAAAGGGGAAAAGAAGAAAAUCGGAAGGGCGAAAGCGAAAUUGAGCAAGAAUUUGAACGACGAUGUUAUGGCGACUCUCGAGAGAUCAAAUCAUUACAUCGCCUCGAUGCAACUACAUCCGUUGCGACAACUGCUAUGACCGAUCAGCUUCGCUUCUACGUCAUCGUCUUCUUCGCGUCGAUACCACCGACCUUUCGACUCGAUCCAUCUUCUGAUUCUCCUCUUCGACUCUUACCCUCCGAGUUCAUACUCUACCGCAUCAUGCUGCAGCAGAUUUUGCGAGUUCUGAAUAAGAGCGAAUGCUGAUGCUUUCAAUAACAGUUCAGCCUAAGGGCAAGGGUAACAAGAAGGCCCAGGAUGCCGCCAAGGCCGCUCUCAAGGGCUCCAACUCCCACAAGAAGGUCAAGGCUCGCUUCAGCACCUCCUUCCACCGCCCCAAGACCCUGAUCACCUCGCGAGCCCCCAAGUACCCUCGCCGAUCCAUCCCUCACCAGCCUCGCCUCGAUGAGCACAAGAUCAUCGUCCACCCUCUCAACACCGAGAGCGCGAUGAAGAAGAUGGAGGAGAACAACACUCUCGUCUUCAUUGUCGACAUCAAGAGCAACAAGGCCCAGAUCAAGCUUGCCCUCAAGAAGCUCUACGACAUUGACUGUGUCAAGAUCAACACCCUCAUCCGCCCUGAUGGCACCAAGAAGGCCUACGCUCGCCUGACCCCCGAUGUCGAUGCUCUCGACAUUGCUGCCAACAAGCUCUCUCUCGUCUAAAAAUACCACUGGGCUUGUGGGUUUCUGGCUUCUUUGGCGUGUCUUUGGGUUGGUUUUUGGCCUGCUGAAAAUGCAAGGCAAUGGGCAUCGGAAUAGGCGUAAAAAGAACUUCUCGUUGAGAGUGCAAAUGAUCAUGAAUUCAAUACCACCCGGGACACGGCUCCGCUUAGUCGUCUAAGAUGCUGCCUUGAUAUGAUUUGAGUGACAAUACGUGAAUGUGAUUUGUAGUUACGGGUCGCAAGUAUUCUUGCAUUGUUUGUUUCCAACAAGUUUUGGGGAAUAAUUGGUAGAAAUUACGGCUAAUAGAUUUGGUGACAUACCAUGAACAAUGUGCCAGUUAAGUCAAGUCAAGCCAUGACGAUUUUAGAUGAACCUUUCCCCAACAAUCAAGGUUGAGAACUUUUUUUUAAAUCGUUCAUAAUGUACAUAGCCCAAUUGCCAGUCUCUGACCAAAAGAGCCCCAG
Messenger RNA from Fusarium odoratissimum NRRL 54006, 1363 nucleotides. RefSeq names its product 50S ribosomal protein L23Ae. The transcript is spliced from 4 exons. The record is from RefSeq and is a predicted model, not a curated record. Gene Ontology annotation, cellular component: ribosome; cytosolic large ribosomal subunit. Gene Ontology annotation, molecular function: structural constituent of ribosome. Bases 435 to 899 code for a protein of 154 amino acids. NCBI's taxonomy places the organism in Eukaryota, Fungi, Ascomycota, Sordariomycetes, Hypocreales, Nectriaceae. Gene Ontology annotation, biological process: ribosomal large subunit assembly; translation.